GCCACAAAUAAAUAAAUAACACUUCACAGAAAUGGACUCAAGGACAGAAAUCACAUGACCCUCUCUAUAAACAAAAGGAGGCUUUUGACAAAAUCCAACAUCCAUACAUGAUAAAAGUCUUAAAGAAACUAGUAAUGAAGGGAGCAUAUCAGAAUAUUCUAAAGGCUAUACAUGACAAACCUAUAGCCAACAUUAUACUAAAUAGAGAAAUACUCUAAGCAUUUCAAUCACUAAAAUCAGAACUAAGACAGGGUGUCCAUUCUUGUUCAGUAUAGGCUUACAGUCUCAGCUGGAGCAGUGAGACAAGAGAGAAGCCCAAGGGAUACAGUAGGGAAGGGAGAAGUUCAAGUAUCCUCAUUUUCAGAUAGGAUUCUACACCUAAGACUAUGAAGGAGCGAGCAGGACAUUCAUCACUGGGUCACAGCAGUUGUGGUGUUGACCACCUGGGAGCAAAUUAAAAAUGGGUGAUGUUGAGAAAGGCAACAAGAUUUGUGUUCAGCAGUGUGCCCAGUGCCACACUGUGGAACAGGAAGGCAAGCAUAAGACUGGACCGAAUCCCCAUGGUCUGUUUGGGAGGAAGACAGGUCAGGCCACUGGAUUCUCUUACCCAGACACCAACAAGAGCAAAGGCAUCGUCUUUUUUAACAGAUGCCUGGUGGAGUCUUCAGAGAAUCCUAGGAAAUACAUUCUUGGAGUAAAAACAAUCUUUGCUGGAAUUCAGAAGAGGGGAGAAAGGGCAGACCUAAUAGCUGAUCUUAAAAAGACUGCUAAUGAGCAAUUCCACUGCCUUAUUUAUGACAAAACAAAUGUCUCAUGGCUUUUAAUGUAUACUGCAGUUUAA
This is a messenger RNA of Peromyscus maniculatus bairdii (prairie deer mouse), 841 nucleotides long. Lineage: Eukaryota; Metazoa; Chordata; Mammalia; Rodentia; Cricetidae. The record is from RefSeq and is a predicted model, not a curated record.